Molecule: messenger RNA, 1126 nt
Organism: Dothidotthia symphoricarpi CBS 119687
Lineage: Eukaryota; Fungi; Ascomycota; Dothideomycetes; Pleosporales; Dothidotthiaceae
Exons: 1
Coding region: 173-676 (167 amino acids)
Molecular function (GO): acyltransferase activity, transferring groups other than amino-acyl groups
Source: RefSeq, a predicted model, not a curated record
UUGCCAACAUUUCCAUAAUUUAGAGGUUUUGAAGGAUAGUUUCCUGUAGGUUCAAACACAGUCUGGAUUUAUUCUCUAUACCUCACCUCCAACAUCUCAUUCUCACCUACCAACAAAAACUCCCCUCACAUCACCCCAACAUCACCAUCCCAAGUCAAAAGCAACCCCAACAAUGCCCCCUCCACCUCCCCCAACAUCCCCUCCCCAAGAAACAGCCCUUACCCACCACCCCUCCUGCCCGCCCAAACUCCACCCCACCCUCAGCAAAACCCUCACUCGCCUGGAGAAGAAAAUCUUCCCCCAAAGCGAAGCCUUCAACUACCCCACCGAGCUCUCCAAAAAGUCCAUCGGCGUGAUCCUCGCGCACCGUCCCAACGCCCCCGAAACCCCCAUCGGCUAUCUGGUAUACCAGCGGCAGAAGCGCGUCGUGUGGCUGCACAAGCUGGGCGUUGUGGAGGCGGAGCGGGGGCGGGGCGUGGGUGGGAGUCUUGUGCGGGAGCUGGUUGAGGGUAUGAGCAAGGGGGGUGCGGAGAGGAUUUUGUUGUGGGUGGAUGAGGGGAGGGGGGCGGCUAGGGCGUUGUAUGGGGCGUGUGGGUUUGAGGAGAUGGAGGUGUUGGAGGGGUAUUAUGGGGUGGGAAGGACGGCGGUGAAGAUGCAGGUUGUUGUUGGGGAGUGAGGGGGGAUUCUCACACUCGGUGUUUUGGAAAUACUCUGGGUUCGGGGUGUCAGGUGAGGGCACUCGGGGCUGGCGAUAAGAUGCUUUCAAAGUCGGGGACGAUAUGGAAGGCGUUGGUAUCGUCGCUGCGUACUAUUCCACGGCCUCUGGGCACAAAGUCAAGCUCGGUUUUGAGCAUCUCUAUCAGUAGAUCAGCCGUGUGCUGGGAAGAGCAGGAUGCCACGGUCGAAGAGCCAAACAAGGAGAAGACAAAUGCAUGAAUUGUUUUGGGGCAAGGGGUAAAGUAAGGAAUCGGGAGGAUCAGGGCAAGACAGAGAAGAUGAACGCCUGUAUGUGCUAAUGAUGAGUUGAGAUAUGAUUGGGCGCAGCGAUUGGUAGCAUCCACGUCUUGAUUGUUCCACCGAUCUCAAUCGGAGAAUGCAAAUAACAUGUUCCUUUAUCUUAUGUAUU